UGCAGGCCGCGCGCCCUCGGGCUGGAAAAUAGCGCCGGGGCGCGGUGCGCAGGCGCGCUGGCCGCCCCCUCCGCGCUCUUCCAAAGUCGCUCUUCCUAGCACAACUCCUCUGACUUUCCCGGGUCGCAACGGCAGCGCCGGCGUCGGGGCUGGACAGGGUGCAAUGUCUGACCAAGAGCGCAUACAAGAAUGCCUGAGGAAAGAAAUAAGGUCCCUUCUCAUUUCCGCCAAAGAUGGUUUGACCCCGCAGCAGUUGGAAAAGGAGUACCUUUUGAUGGUCGGGAGCCAUUUACCGCUCCGGAUCCUUGGGUAUCGGUCCACAAUGGAGUUGGUGAUGGACAUGCCUGAUGUUGUCAGUAUCUGCCCUUGUGGGGAUGGAACUGUAAUACUGAAAGCCAUUCCAGAUGAAUCCACCAGAGGAAUAGCAAGUUUAGUUGCAAAACAGAGGAGCAGUCAUAAAGUUCGCAACUCUAUGCAGAAGGGAAGGGCCAGUGUUUGCUUGGGGCCAAGCUUCCAUUGGCAAGUACCUUACCGAGGAAGGGUGCCCCCUAUUCUGCCAGCUGUUGUGAAGAGUGAGUUGAAGGACCUCCUGGCGUUAUCUCCUGUUCUCCUUUCUGAUUUUGAAAAGGCAUUUGCCAAGCGAUUUGGACGCUCGUUCCAGUACAUGCAGUAUGGCUUCCGGUCUAUGUUUGAAGUGCUGAAUGCCGCUUCAGAUGUCAUUUCUGUAGAGCAGACCAGAGCGGGCUCCUUGCUGAUGCUAAAGAAGAGCAUGUCCGAGGAAAAGCAGAGAGGGUGGCCAGCAGAAGGUAAAAGUUUUACCCAGCCUUUCAGGAUGAAACCAGAAGGGUCAAACCCCCCAGGCUUCCCAGUGGCAAGGGCACGCUUUGCACGACCCAGUUUAAACAUGGAACCAGUGAAGCAAGUACUGAACGUGAAAAAGACUUCUGAGUCCAAUGCAGCGGAGACGUCAGGGCUGAAUCACGCUGAAAAAUUAAACCAGUUGGAGAACACCUUCAAAUCAGUUAUUGCACAGAUUGGACCUGGAGGCACUAUCCAUCCAGAACUAAAACAUAAGAUAAAAUUUGUUGUGUCCAAGUUUCCAGAGGGAUUGCUUAUUUCUAAACUGCUUAGAGAGUUUGAGGUAGUUUUUAAAGAGCAACUUUCACCAAAAAAAUUGGGCUUCUUAAAUGUGAUAGAACUCGUUGGGGCUCUUAGUGACAUUCUCUACGUGGAGUUCAGGGAAGGAGAGCAAGACCUACUGCUGUUUGAUGCUGAUCUGAAGCCCCUACCACGUGAUGGAGCGGUUUCGUCAGUGAGAAAUACAGGUUUCCUUCAAUCAGAUAAGAAAAUAGAAGCCAAAACCUGUGUCUCUAGUCCCCCUAGAAAUGCAUCGUCUGCUGCUGCUCUUAAGGAGAACCCGUGGGCUUGGUCUUUUAAAAACCAUAAGGAGCCGGAACAGAAGGUUUACAAGAAACCUAACCUGGUGGUGAAGCCUCUACAGCUGCAAGUGGAAAUUGACAGAUCACAGCUCAGCAUGGCAGUGGCCAGUCACGACAUCCCGCCGGACGCUGUUCGGGACGAGAAGCUGUGCAGACUGCCACCGUUGGACACCAGCAGCCUCGUGGGGGUCUUUGUGGAGUACAUCAUCUCUCCUGGUCAGUUCUACGUCCGGAUCUACAGCCGGGACUCCUCGGAGUUACUUGAAGACAUGAUGAUUGAAAUGCGGCGCUGUUACUCCAAUCAGCUGGUUUCCGAUCGAUACAUCAUGCCAGAACAUUUUGUCCACCCGGGACAUCUCUGUUGUGUGAGGAUUUCGGAGGAUAAGUGGUGGUAUCGGGUCAUUGUCCACCGAGUCCUCGGGAAACAGGAAGUCGAAGUGUUCUACCCCGACUUUGGCAAUAUUGGAACUGUCCAGAAGUCCUCCCUGAGAUUCCUCAAGUGCUGCUACACAAAGCUUCCAGCCCAGGCUAUUCCUUGCUCUUUGGCUUGGGUGAGACCAGUAGAGGGAUACUGGACAUCCACAGCUAUUUUGCAGUUCCAGAAGUUGUGCGGCUUGAAGCCGUUAGUGGGGGUAGUGGACGAAUACAUCGAUGGGAUCCUCAACAUUUUCCUCUGCGACACGUCCUCGAACGAAGAUGUCUAUUUCCACCACGUCCUGAGGGCAGAGGGCCAUGCCAUUGUGUGCCGAGAAAAUGUCCCUUCUAAGGGUUUCAGUGAGCUCAACCUGUUAGCUUUAUACACGAAGCCCAGCGCCGGGCUGGAGGAUGCUGUCUUGACAGAACUGGCCUGUCCCUCCCAGCACCACUACUUUAAGGAAGUCCAGGAGAUAAGCCCGAAGUCAAAAGAGGGCUAUUUAUAUACUCCGCAGAAUAUUAAUGAUGAAAAGGCUGUCAUUGACCUUAAAUAUGAGUCAGAGAAGCCUUUAAAGGAUUCCGAAUGCAGCCCUUUGAAAGCCCAAGAUAAGAGCUAUAAGGAAGAUGCAAAGUGCUCCAUCUCAGAGCUAAAGGAUCUGAAGGAAGAGACCGAGGACGAGCUCCUCACUGGAAUGCCGUGCCUGGAGUCAGUGACCAUAGGUGACGAUGUCUGGGAUGAGAACUGGCUGCCCUCGCGAGCUAAGGUGGGAAUAGGCGGUGACGCUGCCUCCCACGGACUUACCUCCGGCCACGGUGGAAAGAAGCCGCACCAGUCACAUAAAGAAACGCCAGAGAAGGACUGGUGUUCUCCUACACAAGAUAUAUGGGAUGAUUCAUGUCAGCCUUUAGGCUUUGAGAACAGAAUGCAAGUCCAAGCUCAGGAACCAGGAGGACUGGGCGCUCAGGAAAACAGUACCGGCACACCCAGGAUUCAGAAGCAGCCACAGUUGGAAGGUUCUUCUGAUUCUUCUGCGUUGCCCGAGCUGGAGGACUUCUACGUGUCCCUUGUCCAGUCCCAGCAGCUGGCCGCCGGGAGCCAGGGCGAGCCUCCGGGUUCCCAGACGCAGCCCGGGCCGGCUCCGCGCUCUGCCGCAGCCCUCGAUGGAGCUCCCUGCGCGGUGGAUCCCCCAGAACGGCGCCCCGGUUCGGUGGAAAGCUCUCCCGGGAGCCUAAAGAAUGAAGACUUUUCUAGCAGCCACGCUCUCACCGUGUUCACAGAUACGAGCCAUGGAGCCAUGGACCAGCUUUCUCUGAUUUUGUCUCCUGAGCCCCAGAUUUCUCAGAAAUUCUACAUUCCUCGAAGCACGGCCACCGCAGCCUUAGGAGCUGCUGCCCGCUUAGCCACAUCCAGGAGCUUCCUACACUGGUGCCCCAGCGUGAAGAGGACGGAGGCCUGAGCGGGGAGCAGCAGGGAGCCCGCUGCUUCGGCUUGGGCUUGCUCAGGCCCAGGCCGGGAGGACUAACUGAGAAAAGAGCAGUUUUUGGUGGCGGGGUCCUGUUCUCUGUGUUAACAGUCCCGUUUGUUGUGUAAGUGUUGGUUUCUGUUGUUCAUCUAAAUAUUUUUAUUGACAGUGUUUCUUAUUCUGUAUAGUUUUACACCCUUCUUUGAUGUAGUUAACGGAGCUUUUAUUAUUUUUUUUAUGUUGCUAUAAAUGUUUUUCUUGUGCCUAUCAUGACUGAUAAAUGGAAACUGAAAAACCAAUGUUUUGUGAUCCAUAUUGAGUAAGAUAAAAAUGACCUCGUAGCCCUAUUUCCAAAACAAGGAUGCCCAAACUUUAAAGCUGCUUUUUCUCUUUGAAAUCUUUUAGCUCAGAGAAAGAAUUCAGGGCUCGAAUUCUUACCAUGAUUAUUUCUUUGAAGUUCUGGGAGCAGCAAGGAAAUCUAUACCUGCAGCUUUGGGCAUAUACAUACUUUUACAUUAAAAAUAAUUCAGCCGCCUCUCAGUAUCAGGCAAUACCUGGGAGACUAGUAACAAAAGUAGAGACGGAUUGUUGGAACUCAGCCGAGCCGUCCCUGCAGUCCUCACGGUUCCCAGGAGCCUUCGUGUGGCCGCAGUUCGACAGCGGCAGGUACACAUUUAUGUAAUGUGGUCUCUGCAGCCCGCUCGCAUGACACCUUACAUGACGUUCUGUUCAGCUCAUAGUGUAAACCAUCAAGAGAAAAGAAAAACCUGAAAAGCAAAAUUGAGCAACGUAAGUGGUAUUAAUUUAUCUGUGGUAAAAUACUAGACUUCCCCCCCAAAUUAAAAAACCCAACACAGAAACACUUCUUAGACAUAAAGGCAGAGAAAUAGGUGUGACUUACUGGCCACUGCAUGUAACUAGGUCCUCGCCCUCCCGGUCUCUCUCCUGUGGCCUCCCAUUUCCGCACUGAAGGGGAGAGUUGCCCCGAGUUCGUUCUCUUUUCUACAACAAGGAAUCUCCCCUCUUCCUUCUCAACUACGUAACCAGCGAAAUGUCCAGUGAGGAAGGGAGAGAGAUGAGAGUGGGUAUAGAAGUGCAUUUAAGUUUAAAACCUUACUGGUUGAGACUUCUUUCUUA
Molecule: messenger RNA, 4453 nt
Organism: Artibeus jamaicensis (Jamaican fruit-eating bat)
Lineage: Eukaryota; Metazoa; Chordata; Mammalia; Chiroptera; Phyllostomidae
Gene: TDRD5
Product: tudor domain containing 5
Exons: 18
Coding region: 164-3310 (1048 amino acids)
Biological process (GO): spermatogenesis; germ cell development
Source: RefSeq, a predicted model, not a curated record